Messenger RNA from Chlorella variabilis, 990 nucleotides. RefSeq lists its product as hypothetical. The coding region runs from base 1 to 990 and encodes 329 amino acids. Lineage: Eukaryota; Viridiplantae; Chlorophyta; Trebouxiophyceae; Chlorellales; Chlorellaceae. The transcript has 3 exons. The record is from RefSeq and is a predicted model, not a curated record.
AUGGAGAGGGGCGGCAGCGGCGGUGGCGGCGUGCCGCCAGCAGAGCGGGAGCCCAAACGGGAGCGGCCACGGCGAUCGCCCUCGCCGCCUGGCAGGGAGUGCGAGCGGGGCAGGGAGCGGGAGGAGUCGCGGCGCUCGCCGCCUAGGAGGCGGCGCGACUCUCGGGAGCGCUCUGGCAGAGAGGACUGGGGCGAUAGGCGUGGGCGGGAGCGCGACACGGCUCGCCAGCGAGACGCCGAUGACCGGCGGCGCGGCCCGCCAGAGCAGGACCGCAGCCGGCGGCCGCGCUCGCGGUCCCGCUCCCCUAGGGAUGGCGCCAGCAGGCGGCAGGCAGUGCGCUCGUCUGCUGGCGGCAGCAGCAGUGCCCCGCCCAGCAGCAUCCCAGCGGUGUCUGUGGUGGCGGCAGCGCAGGUGGCGGCCGCGGCGCUGGCAGGCGGCGGCAGCAGCGGCGGCGCGGCCUCCGGCAGCGGCCUGUCUGUUGAUCAGAAGAGGAAGCUUCUGUGGGGAGGCAAGAAGAAGGAGGCAACAAUUGUAGGGGCUGGAGUGGCGGCGGGUCCAGCCGGCGGCGAAGCCGGGGCAGCGGCGGCUGGGGCAUCCGUGGCAGCGCGUGGGGUGGCUGCCGGGCCUGCGGCGCCGCCCUCUGCCGUGGUGUUUGGUCGCAACCGCUGGGACCAGGCUGAGUUUGGCAGCGAGCAGGAGAAGCUGAAGUUCAUCAAGCUCAUGGGUGGCAAGGCGGCAGCGGAGACGCUGCAGCAGACUGGCGGCAGCCCUGCGGCUGCUCAGCCCGUGUACGGCCCUGCCCUGCCGGGACAGGCGGAGGCAGUCGGGGCAGAGCCAGGGGCUGCAGCGGCGGCGGGCGAGGAGGCAGCAGCGCCGUCGAUUAUGAAGCGUGAGGGUCAGGCGCAGGUCCUGCGUGACCUGGAGCGAGGGUACCAAGAAGGUUUGCGCCGCCAGAUGCAGUCUGGCAGGACGGUUGGCCUGGGGCUGUGA